Ustilaginoidea virens is the source of this 3552-nucleotide messenger RNA. RefSeq lists its product as uncharacterized. Gene Ontology annotation, biological process: protein phosphorylation; intracellular signal transduction. Gene Ontology annotation, molecular function: protein serine/threonine kinase activity; ATP binding. The record is from RefSeq and is a predicted model, not a curated record. Gene Ontology annotation, cellular component: cytoplasm. The transcript has 5 exons. NCBI's taxonomy places the organism in Eukaryota, Fungi, Ascomycota, Sordariomycetes, Hypocreales, Clavicipitaceae. Bases 1 to 3552 code for a protein of 1183 amino acids.
AUGGCUGAUGCAAAGGUUCUCAAAGCUCGAUCACCCUUGGCUGAGGCGACGAACCGCAUCAAUGCAGUCGCUCCUACGGUGGACCAGCAAAUGAAUAAAGUCCGAUACAAUCAGUCCGAUAUACUUCACACGAGAACCACCAACGCUGCGCGCGUCAGAGCAGACACUCGGCAGGCUGCAGUCUCGCAGCAAGUACUGACUACCAACCCUCACCCUGCACCGCAAACUUUAGAAGACGAUAAGCGCAUGUCCCAAGCCUCGUACGCUUCAACCUCGAGUAGCCGAAGCAGGAAGAACUACAAGACACAUAUAGGGCCAUGGCAGUUGGGCCGCACACUUGGAAAGGGCUCUUCAGCGCGUGUACGGCUAUGCAGACACAACAUUACCAACCAGCUUGCUGCAGUCAAGAUCGUCAACCGAAGAAUGGCCUACCUGGUUCACGAUAACUCAAUGGCUGCUCUCAGCAAGUGGGACAGCAGCCUGCCUGAUACCGUCAACGGAGAAAUGCGCGUUCCCAUGGCCAUUGAGCGUGAGGUGGCCAUUCUUAAACUGAUUGAACACCCGAAUAUUAUGAGGUUGUAUGAUAUAUGGGAAAACCGCUCCGAGAUUUAUCUCAUUCUGGAAUACAUUGACCAGGGCGACCUUUUCACCUUUAUAAAUUCUAGGGGACGACUACCAGAAGAACUCGCAAUUUUCUUCUUCCGGCAGAUGAUGAGCGCCAUCUCCUACUGUCACUCCUUCAACGUGUGCCACCGUGAUUUGAAGCCGGAAAAUAUUCUCAUCACGGCAGACUAUCAAAUCAAGAUUGCUGACUUUGGCAUGGCUGCGCUUCAUCAAACGGCUACGCAUCAGCUUGCUACAGCUUGCGGUAGCCCUCACUAUGCCGCACCAGAGCUCCUGAAGAACAGACAGUACCGCGGAGACCGUGCUGACAUUUGGAGCAUGGGUGUAAUCCUCUUCGCCAUGUUGUCCGCGACCCUCCCGUUCGACGACCCCGACUUGCGGCUCAUGAUGUCAAAGACGAAGAAGGGCCAGUACGAAAUGCCCAAAUUUCUAAGCCCCGAGGCCGAGGACCUCAUAAGGCGUAUGCUGCAGGUCAACCCUGACCGCCGAAUAACCAUGAAGGAAAUCUGGCGUCACCCUCUGGUCCAGAAGUACAGCUACCUCGACGAUUUUGGUGACAACAGCGGGCAACUCCCAGACACUCGAAAAGGCUUUCAGUACGCGCCUGUGCCUCGAGCUGACAUUGAUCCUCAGCUUCUUCGGCAGCUCCGAUCAAUGUGGCACAUGUUUAGCGAACAGGACCUUACCAACAAGCUGACAUGCCGAGAGCCUAAUGAUCAGAAGGCCUUUUAUUGGUUGCUCUACAACUAUCGGAACAAGCAACUGGAGGACUUCAAACCAGAACUGGCACAUUCCAUGAGCGACUACCAUCACUUGAAACCAGCCAUUUGGAAGAGACGAAUCUCGACUUGCCAAUUUGAGCAAACCCGCGCCAAUGGAAAUGGUCGCUCCAUAUCACGCUUCACCGUCAUCUCCAAUGCAGCCGAAACGGAGACGGAUGAUUGUGAUGGCUAUCCGGGUGGCAAAGGGUUUCAAAAAUGCGACUCUCAAGUCAGCCAAGCAAAGGUCACUGUGCAUCGCGAUGGGCAGGUGGUCAGUAGCACCACCACUACGCAGGCCAACAACAGGAUGCGAAACGGCUCCAAUAGCCGUCGCAUGCGAGCCAACUCUACGAUGGCCUCGCUCACAAGUCGACCGCAGUCGUCCCGCGGGUCUCUCGCAUCUCUGCGGAGCAGCAGACAAGAAAAUGCGCAGAUACGUGUGCCAAGUCUACGUCACAAGCGCGGCGUGGAUUUUUCCCACCUGCGCAAGAGAUCGGGCUCUGCAGGGCCUGGCCAGCGAGCCAUCGCCGGUAGGACGAGCUCCGGUGUGGCAAGUGGGAAGGCUCCUGCCGGUCAACAAUCUCCGGCGGCGCCAUCGCGGUCCCCGAGCCCCGGAACGAUGACAGUGACGGACGGAACCAUCCCCAAAGCCAUUGGGGCUCCUGAAAGUCGGGGGUCUGCACAAGAAAAUGGCGCGUCCUCGCUCUUCAACGAGGAGCUCCGUCACUUCAGCAACAACAUUGCCAAGGAUUGUGACGCAGCCUUCAAAAGCUCCAUCAUAAUCGAAGACUCGGAAUGCGACUCGUCAAUGGCGGAUGGCGAGCGUAAGCGGGAGUCUGAUCCGUUGUCGUUGUCGCUCGACAGCCCCGCGACCACGCUGCCACCAGUGACAGAAGCAUCGGCCGCAUCCUGGCUCAGCCGUCCUCUGCCACCACUGCCCAAGAAAUCGGGCCUUCAGCCUCGGCCAAGGGCAUCAGUCAAGGCAAGCGCAGGCCCAAACCGGGUUGACCAGGAAGUCGACGUAGAGGCAUCCAUCGAGGAAGCAAGCAGGGUUACUCUUCUCCUUCCCCGAAAGGCAGACCGACGCAUCGUAUCUGCUCCGGCGUAUAGUCAGCCAAGUCGCAAGCUGUCCACCUUGCCAUCGAUCAACGAAAAUGCCGGAAUUCAUGGUGACGGAAGCCGCGUCGUGUCGGCUCCACCACACAGCGUGAUGAGGAGGGUGAAUGUGGGGAAUCCCGGUGUGGAAUACCUCAGUAAGGUCGAGAACUCGAUCCGGAUCGUCAACUCGCCCACCUCCGCAAUCCCGAUUGGAUCAGUCAAUGCGCCGGUGACGCGGGAAAAGAGUGGCGAAGAUGCCAGUGGGUCAGCUUUGCAUCGACAACCGGCAGAUGGUGUCAACGUGGACGAGGAUGACGCCUGCGAUGUGAACCGAGGUCCCAAGAAGAAAAAAUCCUCAUGGUUCAAGCGCGUUUCGAGGAUCGAAACGAUUGCGGGAGGUGAGUUGAGAAGGGCUAGCGCGUCCAAUGAAGCAAAGCAGCAAUCGGGAUGUGGCGACGAUUCCGGCCUGCAAACCAGGAAGAGGAACUUUACGUUUCCCUUUUGGAAGGGCAGCAAGGGCAGUGAGAGCGGGAUGAUUAUCGAAGGCAUCAAGAAGAAUUCCUCACAGAAGCAACAGAUGAUGAGUCGCACGACUGCGCGAAAGCGAAGGUCCGGACUGGCGUCGUCGGAGUCUGGCAGCACGCGCAACAUUGAAGUGAAGCAAAAUUGGCUCACGCGCCUCUUUCGCGUGAAGCCAGCCAUCAGCUACCUCUGCAUGAACUUGUCGAGCAAGCGAGCUCGGCAGGAAGUUGUCGUUUUGCUGCGAGAGUGGCGAAGGUACGGGAUGAGGAGCAUUCAAGUGGAUAAGAAGCGGAAUGUCAUUUUUGGAAGGCUCGGGAGUGAAAACUAUUUGAGUUUGAAGGAAGUUGAAUUUGCUGCCGAGAUCAUGACGGUGAUUGAGCAUGGGAAAAAACAACCACUGUGCAUUGUUCGCUUCACUCAGGAGCGUGGAGCCGCAAGCAGUCUUCAUCGCAUCGUGGAAACAAUGAGGAUCAUAUUCCAGAGCAGACACCUUUUGGUGGCUGACAAGAACAAGCAGAAGAUGAUGAUUAAGACGCUCAACUCGUGA